AUGGCUUUUGGAGACUCAAGUGGUGGCUCAAGAGGCCGGGGAGGCAGUUACAGUGGUUUUAGAGGUCACCGAGCAGCUUCAGGUGCUUUUCGAGGCCGGGGAGGAAGUUCGGGUGGUUCCAAAAGUCGUGGAGGACCCGGGGGAUUCAGAGGUCGGGGAGGCGAAGGACGAGGGCGAGGGCGAGGGAGAGGGAAGCCUGUCUAUGAUAGUCAAAGACUGGCACAGCCAAAAGAAGGCGAGGAAGCUGAAAGCACAGAAUCAGAAGACCCGUCUGGGGAAGAUGAGGCCAGCGAGAGCGAUUCUAGUGACGAGGAAGAAGAGCCGUUAACGGUUGUACGCUCCUAUGCAACUCUCAUGCAAAGCUUUACGGAGUCAGGACCCGGUCAUCAAGCAAAGAGACGGAAACUGGAUCAUGUUCCCGAGGCCGAGCCACACCAGAAUGAUAACGAGGAUAUUUCAGAGAAUAUUGCAGAUGAUGCAGAUGAAGUAGAAGAGCCGGAAGAGGGACCAGAGACGGCAACCGACGACAUUCUGGAGGACGACGAUACUGAAGACAGUUCAGAUCCUUUCGAGGCACACUUCGCCGCUCCUGAUGACAACAUUCUCUCCAAAAGACUCAAAGCCCUGGAGCUGAAUCAGUGGACGACCCAGAAAAUAUGUCUCCAGAAGAUUUCUAAAGCUGUCGUCAGCCUUCCUGGAAAUGAAGAAUCCAAGGCUUUUGCUCCAGCUACGAUUUUAGGCCCGAGCCAACUCAAGCUGAAGCAAAAGUUGGCAAACGUCAUGGGGAAACAGAGACCAAAUUUUGACCCACUGGAGAAGUCUCUUGCUCCUCUCAUGUUCAACUACCAAGAUAUUCUGUUCUGCGAAAGGAACACAGGAAAUUCUGAAAGCUUACGACGACUAGCCUGCUUACAUGCCGUCAAUCAUGUUUUCAAGACUCGAGACCGAGUAAUCAAGAACAAUUCACGGCUAGCGAAAGAAGACAGCAGCGACGAUCUAGAGCUGCGGGAUCAGGGCUUCACUCGGCCUAAAGUACUCAUGAUCUUGCCCACCCGAGAAUCAUGUGUAAGAAUGGUAAGCAUGAUCACAUCUUUGUGUGAGCCAGAACAGCAGGAGAAUCAGAAGCGAUUCAACGAUUCUUACGUAGAUCAAGAGGAGAAGUUCUUCUCCGACAAGGCAGAAGAUUUCAGAGAGUUAUUUGGUGGAAACGACGAUGACAUGUUCCGGCUUGGUUUGAAAUUUACUCGGAAGACUGUCAAAUACUUCUCCCAAUUUUACAACUCCGAUAUCAUACUUGCCAGUCCAUUGGGCUUGCGAAUGGCUCUGGAAGGCAAAGAUGAUAAGAAGGGGGACUAUGAUUUCUUGAGUUCUAUCGAGAUGGUCAUUGUAGACCAAGCCGAUGCUCUGCUCAUGCAGAACUGGGAGCAUAUGGAAUACAUUUUUGAGCAUUUGAAUCUCCAGCCAAAAGAAGCCCAUGGUUGCGAUUUCAGUCGAGUUCGGAGUUGGUAUUUGGACAACCAUGCUAAGUACUUCCGCCAAACGAUCACGCUGUCCGCGUUCAACACUCCGGAACUCAACACCCUCUUCUUCAACCAGUCGAAGAAUUGGGCAGGCAAGACAAAGAUCAGCGCUGUGUAUACAGGCGCUAUCCAGGAGCUGGGUCUGAAGAUUAAGCAAACCUUUUCUCGGCUCGAAUCACCUUCGUUCGCUACCGACCCGGACGCUCGCUUUACUUACUUUACAACCGCCAUCAUUCCAGCAUUGACUCGUCGCUCUAAGGAUAUCGCUGGUACUGUUAUCUUCAUACCUUCAUACCUCGACUUUGUGCGGGUACGAAACUACUUUUCUGCAUCAACAGCAACGAUCGGACUGUCCUUUGGUAACAUUUCUGAGUACACCUCUGUUCAGGAUGUUGCCAGAGCGAGAUCUCAUUUCUUCAAUGGCAGGCACAAUGUUCUUCUCUACACCGAAAGAGCUCACCACUUCCGUCGCUAUCAGCUCCGAGGUGUGAAGAAAGUCAUAAUGUACGGAUUGCCCGACAACCCUAUCUUCUACAAGGAGAUCGUGGGAGGUUUCUUGGGGAGAAGUGUUCGGGAAGGAAAUUUAGAACAAGGUGGAGGGUCUGUCAGAGCCCUAUUCUCCAAAUGGGAUGCUCUGAAGCUGGAGAGAGUCGUAGGCACAGAGAGAGUAGGGAAGAUGAUCAUGGAGAAAGGCGAUACCUUUGAUUUCUUGUAA
This is a messenger RNA of Drepanopeziza brunnea f. sp. 'multigermtubi' MB_m1, 2235 nucleotides long. RefSeq lists its product as uncharacterized. Gene Ontology annotation, molecular function: rRNA binding; U3 snoRNA binding. Lineage: Eukaryota; Fungi; Ascomycota; Leotiomycetes; Helotiales; Drepanopezizaceae. Gene Ontology annotation, biological process: maturation of SSU-rRNA from tricistronic rRNA transcript (SSU-rRNA, 5.8S rRNA, LSU-rRNA). The record is from RefSeq and is a predicted model, not a curated record. Gene Ontology annotation, cellular component: small-subunit processome; nucleolus.